AUGGCGACCAAUAUGCGUGGUCUCACGCAGUUCAUCGCGGACAUUCGAGGCGCGAGAGUCCGCGAUUUGGAGGAGAAGAGGAUAAACAAGGAGAUGGCGAACAUUCGAAAGAAGUUCAAAGACGGCAACCUUGACGGAUAUCAGAAGAAGAAAUAUGUGGCGAAGGUUCUCUACGCGUAUAUCCUUGGUUAUAAGGUCGAUGUUGGGCAUAUGGAGGCAGUCAACUUGAUUUCGAGCCACAAGUAUAGCGAGAAGCAGAUAGGCUAUCUUGCCGUAACACUACUCAUGCACGAGAACUCGGACUUCCUACGACUGGUCAUCAACUCUAUACGCAAGGACCUGGACGAGAACAAUGAAAUCAACAACUGCUUAGCUCUUCACGCCAUCGCGAACGUGGGAGGGCAGGAGAUGGCAGAGGCUUUGGCAGAGGACGUUCAUCGGCUCCUUAUAUCACCAACAUCACAAAGUAUGGUCAAGAAGAAGGCCGCAUUGACACUAUUGAGGUUGUAUCGGAAACAUCCUGAUGUUAUCCCAGCUCCCGAGUGGGCGCUCCGAAUAGUAUCCAUAAUGGAUGAUCCCGACCUUGGCGUGGUACUGUGUGUCGCGACUCUGGUCCUGACUCUUGCUCAGGAUCAUCUCGAUGCUUAUGCUGUGUGCUACCUGAAAGCAGUCGAUCGUCUAAACCGACUCGUAGUCGAGAACGAAUACCUGGCUUCGUAUUCGUACUACAAGGUCCCUUCGCCAUGGCUUCAAGUCAAACUCCUACGAUUACUACAGUAUUAUCCUCCUUCAGAGGAUCCUGCUAUUCGCACAACACUGCAUCAGGUUCUAGAAACAAUUAUGAACGCCAGCGCAGAAACGUCGAGAAAUAUGCAACAUAAUAACGCCCAACGCGCCGUGCUAUUCGAAGCUAUCGGUCUGGCCAUUCACUUAGACCCAGGCUCACCUCUCGUCCAUACUGCCGCUGUACUGUUGGCUCGCUUUAUUUCCUCCAAGGAGACAAAUGUACGCUACCUCGGUCUUGACACUCUGGCCCAUCUCGCGGCUCGUGCAGAGACCUUGGACGCUAUCAAGAAGCACCAGGCCACGGUGACGAACUCGCUUCGGGAUCGGGAUAUCUCUGUAAGGAGACGUGCUCUGGACCUUCUCUAUAGCAUGUGCGACGUCGACAACUCGGAAGUCAUCGUCGGCGAGCUGCUCCAGUACUUGAAGAUUGCCGACUAUGGGCUACGAGAAGAAAUGGUUCUGAAGAUUGCUAUCCUGACUGAGAAGUACGCAAGCUCGUACCGGUGGUACGUUGACACAAUAUUGGAACUCCUCAGUGCGGCCGGAGACCAUGUCAGCGAUGAGGUUUGGUACCGUGUCGUCCAAAUCGUGACCAACACCGAGGACUUGCAAGCCUAUGCCGCUAGAGUCGUAUUUGAGCGCUUAAGGUCACCGGUUGCGCACGAGAGUCUGGUAAAGGUUGGCGGAUACAUCCUAGGCGAGUACGGCCACCUCAUCGCGAACGAGACCGGCUACAGCCCCAUCGACCAGCUGCAGAUUCUCCAUGCGAAGUCACAAUUCUGUGCCGCGCCGACUCGAGCUCUCCUACUUUCGACGUACAUCAAAUGGGUGAACGUCUUCCCCGAGAUCAAACCCCAACUGAUCAACAUCUUCGAGCGGUAUCGCCACGUCCUCGAUUCCGAGCUCCAGCAACGAGCUUGCGAGUUCUACGCACUAGCCUCAAGACCGGAUGACGACGAACUUUUGCAGAAUGUGUGUGAGGAGAUUCCGCCAUUCCCGCCACGCGAGAGUACACUGUUAGGUCGGUUGAACAAGAAGCAUGGUGCUACGGAGGAUAAGAGGACAUGGGUGCACGGAGGCAGAGAGGUGAAUGCGGAUAGGGAGGCAACGACUUCGAAACUCAAGGUUCAUGGCAAUGGUUCGGCUACAGCUGCGGCUUCAGGAGCCGCCGAGGGUGAUAUCAUGUCUUCACUCGCGGGCCUUGAUAUCUCUGGGACAUCCAAUGGCGUUGCCGUGAACGGAGCUGGAGAAGUCGAGUCGAACGGUAUUCCGAAAGCCACUGUUCCUCAUGUUGCCGUUGGGCCGAGCGUGGACCGUUGGUUCGAGAAGCUCACGUACAACGGCGAUGGUGUACUCUACGAGGAUGUUCAAAUCCAGGUCGGUAUCAAAUCGAGAUACCAGGGAUAUAUCGGUCAGCUCGCCGUUUACAUGGGCAACAAGAUCUCCGCUCCCUUCACCUCCUUCACCACCAGCAUCCACGUCGACGAUCCAGAAGCCCUCUCCGUCACGUUCGCCAAGAUGCCCUCCACAAUGGUUGCCGCACGGACACAGUCACAACAAAUUCUGCACGUCGAAUGCAAAAAGGUGUUUAAAACUGCUCCAAUCCUCACCAUCUCGUUCCUCGCUGGUGCACACCAAACCAUCGCCGUCCGACUACCGGUCGUGAUGACCAAAUUUAUGGAGCCCGUCAGUCUUGCCGCCGCCGACUUCUUCGAGCGGUGGAAACUCAUCGGAGGCCCACCGCGAGAGGCACAGAGCGUCUUCACCAUUCCGCUUACCGCCGCGGGCCAGCUCGACCUUGAGCGGUACCAGAUGGUCAUCGCCGGUCAACGGUUCAAGAUCCUACCUGACGUCGAUCCGAAUCCCAACAACUUCGUGUGCGCCGGCGUGUUGCAUAUGUCUGGGGAUGGCAAGGUUGGGUGUCUGAUGCGACUUGAACCAAAUAAGGAAGCAAAGCUCUGUCGAAUAACUGUACGGAGCACGUCGGAAGAAGUGGCGGGCGAAGUCCAAAAGUUGCUUCAAAAGCCGCUCGGCACCGCCGCCGCCUCAUUAUCAUGA
Molecule: messenger RNA, 2844 nt
Organism: Stereum hirsutum FP-91666 SS1
Lineage: Eukaryota; Fungi; Basidiomycota; Agaricomycetes; Russulales; Stereaceae
Product: Adaptor protein complex AP-2 alpha subunit
Exons: 11
Coding region: 1-2844 (947 amino acids)
Biological process (GO): clathrin-dependent endocytosis; intracellular protein transport
Cellular component (GO): AP-2 adaptor complex; membrane coat
Molecular function (GO): clathrin-cargo adaptor activity
Source: RefSeq, a predicted model, not a curated record